Messenger RNA from Caenorhabditis briggsae, 315 nucleotides. RefSeq names its product Protein CBR-TTR-12 (gene Cbr-ttr-12). Gene Ontology annotation, cellular component: cell surface. The transcript has 4 exons. The record is from RefSeq and is a predicted model, not a curated record. NCBI's taxonomy places the organism in Eukaryota, Metazoa, Nematoda, Chromadorea, Rhabditida, Rhabditidae. The coding region runs from base 1 to 315 and encodes 104 amino acids.
AUGUGGACCCACGAAACACAAAGUUCCACAUUGUGCAGCUCAUCUUCUUGUGCCUCUGUAGUGGUGUAUGGUCAUCUGACUGGCAAUGGACAGCCGUAUGUAGGAGAGCAGGUUCAGUUAUGGGAGCCAAAGACUUUGGGCGACGAGUUAUGGUAUGACAUCAAUACUGGCAAGGACGGAAAGUUCCGAAUGUUCACCAACGGAAAUGAUUUUGUUUUCGACUUGGGAACCGUGAACAUGGAGAGCGCAGAACCAGCUAGAUUCAAUUGGGUUUUGAGACUUAUUGGGCAACAUUAUCAGUGUCGAAAGUAUUGA